This is a messenger RNA of Entrophospora candida, 1790 nucleotides long. NCBI's taxonomy places the organism in Eukaryota, Fungi, Glomeromycota, Glomeromycetes, Entrophosporales, Entrophosporaceae. The record is from the annotation of a GenBank genome assembly.
AUGGGUGAUUUUAAUGCCAUCAUUAACCCAAACGUAGAUAAAACACCACCAUCAAAAAAGAAUAAUAACAAGUCAAACCUCAUUGAAUUCCUAAUCGACAACAAUUACAUAGACACCCAAAAAUAUGCAUUUGACAAACACACUGAACACACAUGGCAAAGAAAUGCUAGCAGCAGUAGAAUUGACUUUAUUUGGGUAGAUAACAAUAUAGUUGAUAAAAUAACAAAAAUUAAUAAACCUUAUACUCCCAACUACAAAACAGAUCAUAAAUGCCUAAGCAUAGAUUUAAACAUAAAAAUUAAAAAUUGGAAGACAACAUCAAACAUAGAAAGAUAUGUUUACAAUUGGGAAAAUACCAAACAAAUUAACAAUUAUAAAAAGAAAACCAACAAACUUGCUGCAAAAAUCAAUGAAAAUAAAUCCAUACUAAACAAUAUAGAAUCUCUGUGGUCCCUGAUAAAAUACAACUUAAUCAAAGCAAGUGACAAAAAAAUUACAAAAACAAAAAUAACAAAUUAUAAAAACACUAAUAACCAAAUUAAAAAUAAAACAUUCAAAAACAUCAAAAAUCUUAAAAAACUUCUCACAAUCCAAGAUAUAGAUACACUUAAAAUUAAUUUCAACAAAUAUAAUGAAUCAUUCCCCCAACAAAAUGAAAUUUUAAAAAACAAAAUAAUAAAUACAAAUAACAAUGAAGAAAUUAAAAACCUUAUUAAAAAUCACAUUACAAACCUACAAACCAUAAUCAGAGAAGAAUUAAAUAAAGAAAAAAUGACACAAAUUAAAAAAUCUAUUGAAGCAAGAAAUGAAGACUUUUUCACUAACCAAAAAAAAUUUUACAACAAUAUCCUUAACAAAAACAAAAACAAUAUUAAAAUUGACAGAAUAAUUGAAAACGACAUGAUUAUCACCAACCCAAAUAUGAUCAAAGAAAAAAUAGAAAAUCACUUCUACAACUAUUUUAAACAUAAUGAAUUACCAGAUAUUACAGAAGAUAAUGAAUUCUGGAAAAUCCUUCAACCAAAAAAUACACACAAAGAAAUACUUCUAAAUAUUCUAGACAAACCCAAAGAAGAAGAAUGGAUCCCCAUCAUUAAACACUUGCCCUCAAAAAAAGCUCACGGACCUUCUAACAUCUCAUAUGAACAUAUAAAACAUGCUCAUUACAACAUGCAGAAAUUAAUUAUACACUUAAUAUCAUUGUGCUAUAAAAGCAACAAUAUUCCAGAAGAAUGGAAAACAUCACAUAUCUACCCAAUCCCAAAAAGAGAAGAUUGGGGAUACAAUAUUAAUAUUAUAAGACCAAUUGCUAUCAUUGAACCAAUAAAAAAACUCAUGACAAAAAUCUUAACAAUAAGAAUGGAAAAAUUAAUCAGAGAACACAAUAUUUUAAAAGGCUAUAACUUUGCUGCUCAAAAACACUCAUCACCACAAAUCCCAAUACAAAUAAUAAAUAACACUAUUGAACAUUGUCGGGAUACCAAAUUAGAAACAUGGAUAAUGUUCCAAGACAUGUCAAGGGCAUUUGAUAAUGUAAACAUUGAAAGACUGAUCAUCACUCUCAAAAGAAUAGACCUCCCAGAAAAUUUCAUAAAUUUGAUAAAAAAUAUUCAUACUGGAAGGAAAGCAAAAAUCAUUACUCCAUUUGGCUUAACUAAUCCUAUAUCAAUUGAAUCAGGAAUUGAACAAGGAGAAACAUACUCACCUUUAUUGUGGAAAUUAUAUUAUGAUCCUAUAUUACAAUACAUACAAGAAAAUACACACAAUAACUUACUAACAAUCCAUAGCAA